AGCAGCUCUGCGUUUGGAUUUAACACAGUACUUCGCACCGUAAUUUUGCGAUUUCCAAACCUUUAUUCUUUGUCGAUAACAAUAAAAACAGGAAUCACCUGAUUGAACGCAAGAUGUCCCUUAAUCCCUUUUCAUUUUCCAGUAUGAGGGUCCUUUGAGGUUCUUCGCUACCAUCGCGGAAUCUUUCCGUCUUGCUGACAAGUUAUUCUGUGAUUUCCUGAUACCGUUAUGUUUGGUGGAUAGUUCUGCAGUACCUGUUGGGAUUUCAGACGGUAAACCUGCAAGGCACCAUGUUGCAACAAAUUCCCCAACGUUAUCAUCGUCAUGGACUGGUUUUGCUUUGCCUCUUUGUUUGCCCUGUGAUGCUGUCUACGGCGAACGAACCUCUUGUAUGCCAUGUCAAAUCGGAAGGUAAACACCCCGUUUCCAGGCGCUCAGUCUCCGAUGAUGAUGGUCUACCCGAAGAGGGUUUUGCCUUGUUGACGGCUUCCAAAGCCCAGACUUUAGAGGAAAACGACUUCACAACAACACCGAAACAUUAUGGCAGAAGAUUUACAGAUGAAAAUGGUAUUCUAAAGGAGGAAUGUCAGGGGAAAAAUAUGUCGUGUUAUGUCGUUUGGAGGGCGGUUAGAAAUAAUGCCACCAAUACAACUGAGGACAUCGUUCUCAAAAGCGGUUGUUUCCCUCAGAAUCCUCAACAUGAUGCCUCUGGAAAACCACACUGCGGCGUGGCCUCAUGUGAAAAUGAUAAAAUGCCUAGCAUGUUUAAUACGCGCUUCUGUUGUUGCACGGAAAGCAACUGCAACGCUAAUUUCACGGAUGUGUACAUUCCUGAGUCGCCGACCACCUUAACGUCGUCUACGCUGGCUGCCGUGCUGGCGCAUCCUAAUGGUAUUACCUGGAUAUGGGGUAUCGGUGGCGUGUUGGCAGUCAGUGUGGUGGUUCUCGCGGGGACAGUUAUUGCUGUGCGCCUCAGACGUCGCAUGAAUAGAAAGAAAGCGGGCAGGUCUUCCGAAGAGUUGAAACCAUUAACAAUUAGUGAAACAUUUCCGCAACGUUUCCACGUGGACAAAGACUCCAGUCAACCCAUCGAUUUGCGGCUGGCGAAACUGGGCGAUGAACUGGCUUCCGGUCGUUAUGGCAGCGUAUAUCAAGCAGUCGUUGAAGAACGUGUGGUCGCUGUUAAGAUUUUCUCCCAAGAGAAUUAUGCGUAUUUUCUUAACGAAUGCCGGAUCUACAAUCUGCCACAUAUGCAGGAACAUGAUGCCAUCUUGAAGUUUCUUGCCGCCACGGAACAGCCAGGUUUACGCGAUGAGAAGGCAUAUUGGUUGGUUUUGGACUAUCAUCCGAACAAGUCCUUGAUCGAAUUUUUGAAAACAAAUACGAUCGACUCCGAGACGUUCAGGGGAAUGGCAUAUUCUUUGGCCAGCGGUUUGGCAUUCCUUCAUUCCGAUAUAACCCGAGAUGGCACUACUAAACCUGGAAUCGGGCAUCGUGACUUCAAUUCGCGCAACAUCUUGGUGCGCAGUGAUUUCCGUCUGUGUAUUUGUGAUAUGGGCUUUGCGUUGCCGCUGAACCCUCGCGAUAACAGCAGCAGCUGUCCGUGGGCAUCCAGUGACGACGCACCUGUUCUUAACGACGUCGGAACCAUCCGGUACAUGGCACCGGAGAUUUUGGAAGGAUCGUUGAAUCUGCGCGAUAGCAGCACGGCUCUCCGGCAGGUGGACAUGUACGCCUUCGCUCUGGUGUUCUGGGAAAUGGCCACCCGCUGCGUGGACUUGUACAAAUCGUCGGUUGUACCAGAAUACAAGCUGCCUUUUCAAAAAGAAGCGGGCCCGCAUCCCACUUUCGCUGAGAUGACAACGCUGGUGGCCAGAAAGAAAGCGCGACCGCUGUUUCCUGAUUCCUGGAAAGACAACGAUAUGCCGGUGAAGUUUUGUAAGGAAAUUAUGGAGGAGUGCUGGGAUGCCGAUGCCGAAGCACGACUGACUGCUAACUGUGUUGAAGAACGAUUGGUGGAGUUUGCGGAAGUGCUUAACAAGCAAAAGAGCACGGUGAUAAAUGUCGCAGCUGCGGAACAACGUCUGUCCAUGGCGCCCAGUGUGCGCAGUAAUCCAGAGGAGCCAACUGAAAUGUCCCCCAUGCUGGAUAAUAUUAACGAAACCAUCGUACCGCCAACGAAAAACAUCAACGAAAUGAUGGAUAUUCUGAAUAAAAACCCUCCGGGUUCGUUGGGCUUUCCCGCUAUCGGGAGAAUUCAGCCGCAUCAGGGACGAAAUCCUUGUCAAGAACGCAACUACAAAGUGGAAUCAUCGGACGAACUAACAACGAGCGGAAAUAAUCUUAUUAGUAAAAAAUCUGGUUUUAGACAACAGUCGCCACAAGAUGCAUCAAAUGCAUUAUUUAACAGAACGCGCAAUACCCCUACUCCCACUUCCACGGCUAACGCACCGCCAGCUCGACAAAAGAAAGUCUCAAACGAUACUGCUGCGCACCUGAACUUAAUGAGCUUGGGUGGAUUUUUCAAUUUCCGAAGCAAAGACAAGCAGGCUCUGUCGACACUGUUGAGCCACCGCGCUGCGCCGCCGGCUGUUGCGGCCCCCGCGCCAGCGGGUCCUUCCACUUCCACUCCAGCGAUUUAUAUAGGCGGAAACAAGAAGAACAAUCUUUCGGCCGCUGCGGACAUCCUACCUCAGUUGGCUCGACGCGAAGCGCCAGGCGACGCGUCGAGCAGCACCCAGAUGACCUGCUUAUCUCCGUCUCCAUCUGCCACAUCCAGCGGUGCAUCGCCGCCGCAAUAUGCUAAUCCACAGGCGCGUGUGCCGCGCUUUUCCAUGAUCAACGAUAAUUCAGAGACGGAUCGGUCGGGUCUGCUGGAGAAUUCGGGUGAUGAUGAGGGAUUGGGUCGAUCUCCACGUGAAACGUUGAUUAAUAUUGAUACUGCCGGCGGAUCCGGCAGUCGUGAUUAAGCCGUGUAUUUUUGGAUUGUGGUCAGUUGUUUUUUUGUACCACAGAAUUUGUUCUUUAUGGAUCUGAAAGAGGAACUCGUUCGUCUUUGUGUUUCUUAUCUGCUAUUUAUGUGUGUCUCUCCGGUUUCUUUUCUAGCGCUAUGUAGUACUUGGGUAGUGCUGAUAGGGCUGUGCGGCUUCCGUUUUUAUGUCGUCAAUCGCAUUUACGGCUCUUAUUGGUCCUGUGCUUUCUACAUGUUCCCGUUGCUUUGGUGGUACUUGUAUGUAUGGUAGGUUUUGUACAGACUGAAAUGUGUGCGGCUGGACCUGAACGCAUGCUCUUUACGCUGUGGUGUCGGAUAUUCCGGCAUUUUUCAUUCAUUUCUCAUAAACCGACCCGUUUGCAUUUUUACAUGUGCUUUCUGCAAUUCUUGUUGAAAUAUGACAUUUACUGUGCUUUUGAUCAGUUAGCUGGUUUAUAUUUAUGUACAAUUCGAGGAUUUCUUUUGAAUUUUUUCUGUAUACUGAAAAGAUGUUGUCGUGGGUGUUGUCGCGCAAAAACUGAAAGCGAAGUUCAAAUUUGUGAACAAGUUCGAUUACACGGAAAUUGGUUGUUAUACUAGCACAAGCAGAAAC
Molecule: messenger RNA, 3584 nt
Organism: Paramacrobiotus metropolitanus
Lineage: Eukaryota; Metazoa; Tardigrada; Eutardigrada; Parachela; Macrobiotidae
Product: bone morphogenetic protein receptor type-2-like
Exons: 9
Coding region: 291-2969 (892 amino acids)
Biological process (GO): BMP signaling pathway; protein phosphorylation; cellular response to growth factor stimulus
Cellular component (GO): signaling receptor complex; plasma membrane
Molecular function (GO): ATP binding; transforming growth factor beta receptor activity
Source: RefSeq, a predicted model, not a curated record